AAGAAGCAACAGCCUUCUGCUAAACGGAUGGCCACUACCGCUCGCGCUUUCGAUACCAGUGGAAAUAGUGGCUUCCAGUACGUCUAUAUCCCAAGCAAAUUCCGUAUGAAAACAAAAGAGCUCCGCCAACGUCUUCGCAUUCUGGGCUUCGACAAUUCACGCAUCCUCGAUGUACACUAUCCUGACCGUCAGGUAGUUGCACUUUUGCUCCACAAUGAUUACCAUCCUGCUUUUCUCCAAAACCUUGAACGUCACAAAAUUACUUUGAUCUCUGAUUUUAAUCCUCGUAACCCUGCUCAUCUCCGCGAUCCCAAAUUUGCAGACUUGCCGGCAAAUGAACGUCAAACCAAGGCUAAUGAGAUCCAUGCACAACGCCUUGAACGAGCCCUACGUUUUAUCCGACCACCGGUCAAAUACGCAGUUGCUCGUUCCUUUUACCAACAACAAUGGAUUGAUGAAGACACGCUCCGGUCAGUUCUU
Messenger RNA from Radiomyces spectabilis, 480 nucleotides. RefSeq lists its product as uncharacterized. The record is from RefSeq and is a predicted model, not a curated record. The annotation marks the transcript as partial. The transcript has a single exon. Lineage: Eukaryota; Fungi; Mucoromycota; Mucoromycetes; Mucorales; Radiomycetaceae.